GAAAAAGCAAAAGGAGAAAAAUGGAAAAAUAGUGAGUGUAAACAUAGUAUGAGAGAGCAGAGCAGGUCCUAAGUUAACGGAGCGCGGUCAGCUUUUCCACCUUCCAAGCUUCCACAGAACACCCAAACAAACACGGAAUGCAGGAAGACCAACAAAAAAACGACACUCUUUAGACUUCACACCGCCAGGAAAAGGAAAAAAACUAAAAAGUUCCUAAAAAAAAUGAUACCAAUUAAUCAAUUAUGAUUCAUAACUUAAUAAAAUUAUGAUUUCCGCUAUCUUAAUGCCCUUUGCUUGUAUUGCCCAGGUUGGUGUCUGCAAUCGCAUUCCAUUGGAAUCUGCAAUCUCUUUUCGUGUUAUAAGAGAUGAAAUGUGUAUGGAAUGAAGUAUUCUUGAACCCCACAUCUCUAACUCUGGGGCGGGUAGUUUGCCAUCAUGAAUUCUGUAACGGAUCGCCUCGUGAAUGACUGUGGUAGGCUCAACACUUCAACUGCAUCCCCGAGUGGUGACUCUCUCGAGCCCUCCCCGCUAAGCACCACUCACGAGCCCUCCCCGCUAAGUAGAAAUAGUGAGCCUGAAGUGAAGCAGCGUGAAAGUGUAGUGCAAUGGAUGAACGGUAUUCUUCCUCAUUUGAGUUUGUCAGUAGAUGCCUCGGAUGAGGAACUACGAGCAAUCUUGAUUGACGGUAGAGUUUUGUGCGAAUUAUUGAGUAAAUUGAAACCCGAAGAGGCUGGGGAUUCUACUAAUUCCCCCAGUUCGGGCUCGGAAAACCUUAAAAGGUUUUUAUUAGCUAUGGAGAAAAUGGAGUUGCCUAGGUUUCAGGCAUCAGACUUAGAAAAUGGUUCCAUGAAAAAUGUUUUUGAUUGCCUUAUAGCACUUCAAACACAAUUUAGGCCGCAGGAUGGGGGAUCCAAUAGCGUAAGCCCACUAGCAUCACCCAAUCAAUCUGGAAAUGUUACUAUGACAAGGUGGAAGUCGAUGAUAGAACGUUAUAGGCGUGAUGAUUCUCAAGGUGGAUCAUUUCGUCCUUUUUCAUCCUUCAGAGACGAGAGGCGGAGAUCAGCGCGUAGUCCUGUGAUGGCAGAGGCAUCGGCUGCACUGAUGCAUCAUGUUGGGCACAAGUUCCAUGAAGUAUUUCAGUUUAAACAAGAGAGUUAUGCGGAUCUGCCAGCUUCAAAGAUUUCAGAAAUGAUGAAACCCAACAGUUUGGAUAAUGCACCAACGCAGUCACUUUUAACCGUUGUGAAUGGAAUUAUAGAUGAAAGCAUUGAGCGGAAGAAUGGAGAAAUCCCUCAUCGUGUAGCAUGCUUGUUGAGAAAAGUAGUGCAAGAGAUAGAACGACGGAUAUCAACUCAAGCAGAGCACCUAAGAAUGCAAAACAACCUUUUCAAAGCUCGGGAAGAGAAGUACCAGUCGAGAAUCAGAGUGCUUGAAGCCCUCGCAACUGGUACCAGUGAAGAGACGCAGAUUGUCAUGAACCAACUGCAACAAAUUAAGAGUGAGAAGUCGAAGAUGGAGGUGAAAAAGAAAAGCGAGGAACAUAAUGUGGCUAGAUUGAAGAAGGAAAAGGACGAAACCGUUCAAGAGAUUGCAGCGUUGAAGCAAGAACUUGAUACAGCUUGGAAAGCUUAUGAACGAGACUGCUCCCAAGCAGAACAAGAGAUUGUAGCUUUGAAGCAAGAACUUGAAACGACCCGGAAAACUUCUGAACAAAGCUGCACACCAGGGGAAAAUAGUACUGGCGGUGGAUCUCAACAAGAGAUCGCAGCUUUGAAACAAGAACCUGAAGCAGCUCAGAAAAGUUAUGAACAACACUGCUCACAAGCGGAAAACAAUGAUAGUAGAUCUCAACAAGAGAUUGCGGCUUUGAAGCAACAACUUGAAACAGCUCGGAAAACUUAUGAACAACGCUGCUCACAAAUGGAACAAGAAGCUGCAACAUCUCAACAAGAGAUUGCAGCUUUGAAAGAAUUGAAACAACAACUUGAAACAGCUCGUAGAACUUAUGAAGAACGCUGCUCACAAGUGGAAAAAGAAGCGAGUGGAUCUCAACAAGAGAUUCAAGCUUUGAAGCAAGAACUUGAAACAGCUCGGAAAACUCAUGAACAACGCUGCUCACAAAUGGAAAAUAAGGCUAGAGGAUCUCAACAAGAGAUUGAAGCUUUGAAGCAAGAACUUGAAACAGCACGGAAAACUUAUGAACAGUGCCACUCACAAAUGGGAAAUGAGACUGGAGGAUCUCAACAAGAGAUUGAAGCUUUGAAGCAAGAACUUGAAACAGCACGGAAAACUUAUGAACAGUGCCACUCACAAAUGGGAAAUGAGACUGGAGGAUCUCAACAAGAGAUUGAAGCUUUGAAGCAAGAACUUGAAACAGCACGGAAAACUUAUGAACAGUGCCACUCACAAAUGGAAAAUGAGGCUAGAGGAUCUCAACAAGAGAUUCAAGCUUUGAAGGAAGAACUUGAAACAACUCGGAAAACAUAUGAACAACGCUGCUCCCAAAUGGAAAACGAGGCUAGAGGAUCUCAACAAGAGAUUGAAGCUUUGAAGCAAGAACUUGAAACAGCUCGGAAAACAUAUGAACAACGCUGCUCACAAAUGGAAAAAGAGGCUAGAGGAUCUCAGCAAGAGCUGGAGGAGAAACUGAAGGAAGUCAUGAGCCUCUUAACAGAAUCAAGAAAUAGAGUGAGGGAACUCGAAAUUCUUUAUGAAACAAAAUCUCAGAGGUGGAUCAAGUCACAGAGCAUCUACGAAAUAUUUACAGAAUUCCAGCUUGGUGCACUACGUGAGCUGAAAUUUUCUUCCCAGUCAAUAAGGCAAGAAGUUGUGAAAACACAGAAGAUCUACAUAGAUGAAUUCAAUCGCUUAGGUGUGAAGACCAAAGCAUUGGAAGAUACAGCUGCAAACUAUUAUAUAGUUCUUGCUGAAAACAAAAAGCUACACAACGAAGUCCAGGAGUUAAAAGGAAAUAUUCGAGUAUACUGCCGGGUAAGGCCAUUUCUUCCCGGACAAAAGGACAAACAGACAAUUGUUGAAUAUGUUGGUGAUAAUGGGGAGUUAAUUGUCAUGAAUCCUUCGAAACAAGGAAAAGAGGGACGGCGUUCGUUCAGGUUUAAUAAGGUCUAUAAUCCCACUGCAACACAAGCUCAAGUAUUUUCAGAUAUACAGCCAUUGAUACGAUCGGUUUUGGAUGGUUAUAGUGUAUGUAUAUUUGCAUAUGGCCAGACUGGCUCUGGAAAAACUUACACAAUGACUGGCCCCGAUGGAGCAACUGAAGAGCAAUGGGGUGUCAACUAUCGAUCUUUAAACGACCUCUUCCAGAUUUCACAAAAGAGGCGGAACGCCAUGGCAUAUGAAAUAGCGGUUCAAAUGGUGGAAAUAUAUAAUGAACAAAUUCGUGACUUACUCUCAAGCAAUGGCCCUCAGAAAAGUCUUUCAGUUUUGCCUACAACCCAACCAAAUGGGUUAGCCGUCCCAGAUGCUAGCAUGUAUCCAGUCAACGCAACCUCUGAUGUUUUGGACCUAAUGAAUAUUGGAUUAAAGAACAGGGCAAAAAGUUCAACUGCCUUAAACGAAAGAAGCAGCCGAUCACACAGCGUUGUGACUAUUCAUGUUUCUGGGACGGAUUUGAGGAGUGGUUCCUCUAUGCGGAGCAGUCUUCAUUUAGUGGAUCUUGCAGGAAGUGAAAGAGUAGACCGCUCAGAGGUAAAAGGCGAUAGGCUAAAGGAGGCACAGCACAUAAACAAGUCUUUGGCGGCCCUUGGAGAUGUCAUAUCUGCUUUAGCACAAAAGAGCUCUCAUGUUCCAUACCGAAACAGCAAACUUACUCAAGUUCUUCAAAGCUCAUUAGGAGGUCAAGCAAAGACACUUAUGUUUGUGCAGCUUAAUCCCGAUCAUAGUUCAUAUUCUGAGUCCGUAAGCACGUUAAAAUUUGCUGAAAGGGUAUCUGGAGUAGAGCUAGGCGCUGCCAAGAGCAGCAAAGAUAGCAAGGAUGUCAGAGAGUUGAUGGAACAGGUUGCAUCUCUCAAGGAUACAAUAGGUAGAAGGGAAGAGGAGAUCGAUAAAUUGCGACUUGGGAAAGAUGUUAAAGUCAAUGGUGAGAAACGCGGGCUGAACAUAUUCAGACGUUAAAGUGGAAGAAACCGCAUCACAUUUAUCAAGAUUAACUCCAAGCUGAGUUGCAACAGGUCCUAACGUACGGCUCCAAAAUCGCCAGGGGAUUCCCAUCAUUCUUUGCAACACUCGACUGGUGGUAGGAGCAAAAUUUUAAGCCAAAACCAAUCUGACAAGACCUGAUUCAAAAAGAUGGCAUUCAUAUGCACAGUUGCAUGGUUCUCUAUCUCUAUCUCUAUCUCCUUUUUGCAGCAAUGGCAUGUAUUUUGUUCUUCCCAUGUAUACAAGGGCCAAGGGGAUUUCACAUGUGUAAUAUUUGUACAUAGUAUUUCAGAGUGAAAUGAUAGAAUUCUAUUCUAAAAA
Messenger RNA from Ipomoea triloba (trilobed morning glory), 4479 nucleotides. Its product is annotated as kinesin-like protein KIN-14C. Lineage: Eukaryota; Viridiplantae; Streptophyta; Magnoliopsida; Solanales; Convolvulaceae. Gene Ontology annotation, molecular function: microtubule motor activity; ATP binding; microtubule binding. Gene Ontology annotation, biological process: microtubule-based movement. Bases 436 to 4134 code for a protein of 1232 amino acids. The transcript is spliced from 24 exons. The record is from RefSeq and is a predicted model, not a curated record.